AAGAAACAUGUCAUCUCUAAGAAGAACCAAUCUUUUUUUUUCUUUGAGCUCCUAACAUGGAGACUCUUCUCUCUCCUCGCUCUCUCUCACCUCCUCUCACCAAACCCACUUCAAAUCCCUCUUCUAUCUUCAGACCCAUCUCUUCCCAGUCCACCAAGUUCACUAAACCAGAAUCUCUAGUUCUCCAAAACUUGUCACCCAAUGCCAAACAGGCUUGUGCAGUUGGGAGGAGAAACAUAUUGAUGAGUGGCUUGCUCAUGUCUGGUUUAAUGGUUUCAGAAGCCAAUCUUCCAACAAGAGCAAUUGCUUUGACGCCUGUGUUCAGAGAGUACAUUGAUACAUUUGAUGGAUACUCUUUCAAGUACCCUCAAAACUGGAUCCAAGUCAGAGGAGCAGGGGCUGACAUAUUCUUUAGAGACCCUAUUGUCCUCGACGAGAACCUCUCCGUGGAGUUUUCCUCGCCUUCUUCCUCGAAAUACAAGUCUCUUGAGGACUUGGGCUCACCUGAAGAAGCAGGAAAGAAAGUACUUAGACAGUACUUGACUGAGUUCAUGUCCACUAGACUCGGUGUCAAGCGUGAGUCAAACAUCCUAACAACUUCCUCCAGAGUAGCAGAUGACGGUAAACUCUAUUACCAAGUUGAGGUGAACAUAAAGUCAUACGCAAACAACAACGAGCUGGCUGUGAUGCCGCAAGAUAGAGUGGCUCGUUUGGAAUGGGACAGGCGUUACCUCGCGGUUCUAGGAGUUGAGAACAAUAGACUCUACUCGUUGAGACUCCAAACACCUGAGAAAGUUUUCCAGGAAGAAGAAAAAGAUCUGAGAAGAGUUAUGGACUCGUUCAGAGUCGAGAAGAUUUAGAGAGAGAUAUGUAGCCAUUGGUUUAAAAAAAUCUUGUUGCUGGUUAUGUUCCUCCUCUCCUUCUAUUCUUUUGUAAUCUUAAAGCAUAUAAGACAAGCUAAGCUAAACGCUUUUUUUACAUGA
Raphanus sativus (radish) is the source of this 983-nucleotide messenger RNA. Its product is annotated as psbP domain-containing protein 1, chloroplastic. Bases 57 to 860 code for a protein of 267 amino acids. Gene Ontology annotation, cellular component: extrinsic component of membrane; photosystem II; photosystem II oxygen evolving complex. Gene Ontology annotation, molecular function: calcium ion binding. The transcript is spliced from 3 exons. Lineage: Eukaryota; Viridiplantae; Streptophyta; Magnoliopsida; Brassicales; Brassicaceae. Gene Ontology annotation, biological process: photosynthesis. The record is from RefSeq and is a predicted model, not a curated record.